GACCCAGCGGAAUUGGAGCUGAGGAGGAGCUGAAAAUGCAGAUUUAGCAUCAAGCACAGACAUACACUUGCUCUUUCUCUCAGAUUCACACAGCUCCCCACAUUCGCACCUCUGCCAGCGAGCCGGCCGCCUGACCUCACGGUUUCCCCGCCAGCCAGAUGGUGAAGAAAACGCAUUGAUUUGCUGCUUUCCAAACCCCUAGCCAGUCUCUUUCUCUACACAAAGAUUUCUUUAAAACAAACAAACAAACAAAACUAUAUAUAUAUAUUUUUUAUUUGCACCUUUCCUCCGGGUCCCCUGUUCCGUCAGUCUGCGCGCCUCCUAGCACCACUUUUCACUCCCAAAGAAAGAUGAAAGGUGGCUGUGUCUCCCAGUGGAAGGCGGCCUCUGGGCUCCUCUUCUGUGUCAUGGUUUUUGCAUGCGCCGAGAGACCGGUCUUCACGAAUCAUUUUCUUGUGGAGUUGCAUAAAGGAGGAGAGGAAGAAGCUCGCCAAGUUGCAGCAGAACACGGCUUUGGAGUCCGAAAGCUCCCCUUCACUGAAAGCCUGUACCACUUUUAUCACAAUGGCCUUGCGAAGGCCAAGAGAAGACGCAGCCUACACCACAAGCAGCAGCUGGAGAGAGACUCCAGGGUAAAGAUGGUCUUGCAACAAGAAGGAUUUGACCGAAAAAAACGAGGGUAUAGAAACAUCAAUGAGAUCGACAUCAACAUGAAUGACCCUCUUUUUACGAAGCAGUGGUAUCUGAUCAAUACCGGUCAAGCUGAUGGCACUCCUGGCCUUGAUUUAAAUGUGGCUGAAGCCUGGGAGCUGGGAUACACAGGGAAAGGUGUUACCAUUGGAAUUAUGGAUGAUGGGAUUGACUAUCUCCAUCCGGACCUCGCCUCAAACUAUAACGCCGAAGCGAGUUAUGACUUCAGUAGCAACGACCCCUAUCCUUACCCUCGAUACACAGACGACUGGUUUAACAGUCAUGGGACCCGAUGUGCAGGAGAAGUUUCUGCCGCAGCCAACAACAAUAUUUGUGGAGUCGGAGUGGCAUAUAAUUCCAAGGUCGCAGGUAUCCGGAUGCUGGACCAGCCGUUUAUGACAGACAUCAUCGAGGCCUCCUCCAUCAGCCACAUGCCCCAGCUGAUCGACAUCUACAGCGCCAGCUGGGGCCCGACAGACAACGGAAAGACGGUGGAUGGGCCCAGAGAGCUCACGCUUCAGGCGAUGGCUGAUGGUGUCAACAAGGGUCGAGGGGGCAAAGGCAGCAUCUAUGUUUGGGCCUCUGGAGACGGCGGCAGCUACGAUGACUGCAACUGCGAUGGCUACGCCUCCAGCAUGUGGACCAUCUCCAUCAACUCUGCCAUCAACGACGGCAGGACGGCCUUGUACGACGAGAGCUGCUCCUCCACCUUGGCCUCCACCUUCAGCAACGGCAGAAAGAGGAACCCCGAGGCUGGAGUGGCAACCACAGAUUUGUAUGGCAACUGCACUCUGAGGCAUUCUGGGACAUCUGCAGCUGCUCCUGAGGCAGCUGGAGUGUUUGCACUGGCUUUAGAGGCUAACCUGGGUUUGACCUGGAGAGACAUGCAGCAUCUGACUGUGCUCACCUCCAAACGGAACCAGCUUCAUGAUGAGGUUCAUCAGUGGCGGCGGAAUGGGGUUGGCCUGGAGUUUAAUCACCUCUUUGGCUAUGGGGUCCUUGACGCAGGUGCCAUGGUAAAAAUGGCUAAAGACUGGAAAACCGUGCCCGAGAGAUUCCACUGUGUGGGAGGCUCUGUACAGGACACUGAGAAAAUACCAUCCACUGGCAAGUUGGUGCUGACUCUCACAACUGAUGCAUGUGAGGGGAAGGAGAAUUUUGUCCGCUACCUCGAGCAUGUUCAAGCUGUUAUCACAGUCAAUGCAACCAGGAGAGGAGACCUGAACAUCAACAUGACUUCCCCUAUGGGCACCAAGUCCAUUUUGCUGAGCCGGCGUCCAAGGGAUGAUGACUCAAAGGUGGGCUUUGACAAGUGGCCUUUCAUGACCACCCACACUUGGGGGGAAGAUGCCCGAGGAACCUGGACCCUGGAGCUGGGGUUUGUGGGGAGCACACCCCAGAAGGGUGUGCUGAAGGAGUGGACACUGAUGCUGCAUGGCACACAGAGCGCCCCUUACAUUGACCAGGUCGUGAGGGAUUACCAGUCCAAGCUGGCCAUGUCCAAGAAGGAGGAGCUGGAGGAAGAGCUGGAUGAAGCUGUAGAGAGAAGCCUGAAAAGCAUCCUGCACAAGAACUAGUGCUGCACCCUGGCCUCUACCAUCUCUCUCCCUCCCCCAUCUCUGCCUCUCUGUCUUCGCUCCACACUGUCAGGCACCUAGCAAUUACUGUCACUCCCACACAAGCAAUUCCAACUUCUUGAUCUGAAGCUUCGCUCACUGUCAAUGAUUAUUUUCAUUACAAUGGAAGCAAUCUUUUUUAUUCUAUGCCCCAAAUACAUUGUUCCCACCAACAUC
Molecule: messenger RNA, 2483 nt
Organism: Rhinolophus ferrumequinum (greater horseshoe bat)
Lineage: Eukaryota; Metazoa; Chordata; Mammalia; Chiroptera; Rhinolophidae
Gene: PCSK2
Product: proprotein convertase subtilisin/kexin type 2
Exons: 12
Coding region: 351-2267 (638 amino acids)
Biological process (GO): protein processing
Cellular component (GO): trans-Golgi network; Golgi membrane
Molecular function (GO): serine-type endopeptidase activity
Source: RefSeq, a predicted model, not a curated record